Molecule: messenger RNA, 588 nt
Organism: Brenthis ino (lesser marbled fritillary)
Lineage: Eukaryota; Metazoa; Arthropoda; Insecta; Lepidoptera; Nymphalidae
Source: the annotation of a GenBank genome assembly
AUGAGACCAGAAGAUCAUCGGAGAAAGUGGGAUAAAGAUGAAUUUGAAAAAAUCGCUGCAGAGAGACUACAGGCUGAGUUGGAAGAAGAAGAAAGAUCUAAAAAGAAAGCACCACCAAUCAAAAGGGAACUUCUAAAACAACGAGACUAUAAAGUUGACUUAGACUCAAAAUUAGGAAAAAGUGUAGUAAUCACCAAAAAUACGCCAACAUCACAGUCAGGAGGCUACUAUUGUAAUGUUUGUGAUUGUGUUGUCAAAGAUUCCAUUAACUUUUUGGAUCAUAUCAAUGGAAAAAAACAUCAAAGAAAUCUUGGUAUGUCCAUGAAGAUUGAAAGGAGCUCCUUAGAUCAGGUAAAAGCCAGAUUUGCUUUAAACAAACGGAAAUUGGAAGAAAAGAAACAAGAUUAUGAACUGGACACUCGACUUAAAGAAGCUGCUGAAGAAGAAGCAAGGCUAAAAGAAUUACGGCGUGAAAGACGUAGAGAUAAAAAACGCAAGCUUCAAGAAACUGAGGAAAUUGAUGAAGGUCCUGCUCAGUCAGAGCUAGCACAAAUAAUGGGCUUCUCUGGUUUUGGAGCCUCUAAAAAG